Messenger RNA from Ectocarpus siliculosus, 654 nucleotides. NCBI's taxonomy places the organism in Eukaryota, Phaeophyceae, Ectocarpales, Ectocarpaceae. The record is from the annotation of a GenBank genome assembly.
AUGGUUGGAACCAACCGUCGUCGGUCUACCUUUUGCCGCGCGAUGAAACAUGAGCUUUGUGUAGAUGCCCCAGGAAGAGUACGGGUUCAUGUCGGGCGGGUAGAUGACGGAGAAACACAUACGUACAUGUACAUUCAUACGCGGCGAGUGCCCGGCGACAGCUCUUGAUGGAUGGUACUUUUGCACACGCACGGCGGUGCGACGAUCAAUUUUGCGACACUUUACUACUACUCUUGCGGUAGAGACGGGAAGGAGAGAAGUAAAGCCAACGGACUUUUUUUUUUUAUGUUGUCGGUAGCAGACGAAUGGUGUGGUGACGGUGAGGGAAGAACGGUGUAAUGGGCAUGGUGGAAACGACGGGGAGAGGGGAGGUUCGUCGUGCUGGAAGGGUUGGUUGUACCUCUUCGCCUAAACCUUGAACUAUACUCUAUCGUAAGGUCAAGCCGGGAGGAAAAGAAAGGAUUUUUGCCAUUAUCGUAGCGUGUUUGCUCGAUACAACGGAGAGCGCGUCAGCCACGACCUUGCUGCUGCUAAUCGGCUCCGAGGCUUUUGUACAUCUCGCGCUCGCGUGAGUCCUGAAUAAUAAGUGAUGGUAUAUGAAUGCCAGAUUUGUACGCGUUGGCGUGGGAUAUAGAGUAGGAGACCCCCCCCCCC